Messenger RNA from Salvia hispanica, 900 nucleotides. RefSeq names its product MIZU-KUSSEI-like protein (Protein of unknown function, DUF617). NCBI's taxonomy places the organism in Eukaryota, Viridiplantae, Streptophyta, Magnoliopsida, Lamiales, Lamiaceae. Gene Ontology annotation, biological process: hydrotropism. The record is from RefSeq and is a predicted model, not a curated record.
AUGCCAACACCAAAACACAAGGCCUCCACCCCGCCCCGGUCCCCAAACCCGGCCCAGUCCCCGCCCCGGCCCCUCGAGCCGCCCUCCCACAAGAAAAACCCCUCUAAAUCCACCAAGCUCCUCAAACGGUUCAAGUCGGUCUUCCGGUCCUUCCCCGUGAUCAACCCCCCGUGCAAGAUGCCAGGGCCAACCCACACGGGGCGCACCCAUGACGGCCACAUGCACGGGGGGAGGCAGAUGAGCGGGACCCUAUUCGGGCACCGCAAGUCUCGGGUAAACCUGGCGAUCCAGGAGCACCCGAGAUGCCUCCCCAUGCUGGUCCUGGAGCUGUCCCUCCCGACGGGGAAGCUGCUCCAGGACAUGGGGCUCGGGCUCGUGCGGAUCGCCCUCGAGAGCGAGAAGAGCCCCUCGGAGAAGAUCAAGCUGGUGGACGAGCCCAUAUGGAGCAUGUAUUGCAAUGGGAAGAAAGUGGGGUAUGCGGUGAAGAGGGAGCCAACUGAGGAUGACUUGAAGGUCAUGCAAUUGCUCCAUGCGGUGUCGAUGGGGGCGGGGGUGCUGCCGGUGGAGGGCGGCGCGACGGCGGCGGAGGGGGAGAUGACGUACAUGAGGGCCCACUUUGAGAGGGUGGUGGGGUCCAGGGACUCUGAGACCUACUAUAUGAUGAAUCCUGAUGGGAAUAGUGGGCCCGAGCUUAGUAUCUUCUUUGUCAGAGUUUGAAUUACUUAUUUAUUAAUCUUUAUGUAAUUUAUUUGUAUACAAUAGUAAAACGUAAUUUGAUUGUCAUCACUGUAGGCCUUGACUUUUGGUUGCUUUUUUUUCUCGUCCCGUAAUAAUGUAUCUUGGUCGGCUUGCAUAAUGCCAAGAUUAGAUUAUAUCUCAUUAUUAAUCAUUUAACUUUGA